AGGAAGUUAAAAGGGAGCAAAAAAAAUCGUGCUAGAAGGCUUUUUCCAAACAUUUUUAUGUGAAAAUCAUACAUAAGUAAUGCCAAUUUAGUCUCUUGCAGUUAAAUGUUAUUAAUAUUAAUUUUGCAUUGUUUUGUUCAAUCAAUUACGUAACAGAAUUCACCACAUUGAUUUGUAAACAAAAGUUCAUGAAAAUGGGGAACGAAGUUACUUAUUUUAUCGGACUGGUCCUUUAUCUACAAAUCUCUUUCACAAAUGCUGAAGCAGAAUGCAAGUUUUGGAAUGAGCUGGCUCAUAACAUUUCCGAAGGGCAAGAUUCAAUGGGUGGUUUGGUGAACCUUGCGUGUAACAGCUCUUGUACGUCCAUCGACUGUUCAGGACGAGUCAACGCCUCGCACUUUGGCAUGUCAUAUAUGGACUUUACAUUUUGUAUGGGCCUGCGUCUUGACAACUGCGUGAGCCCUAUCAGUCUCAGCUACUAUAUGAAUCUUCCUGGGGUAAACUACUCCAGGGAAGGGACUGUCAACCACAACGAUGAAUAUCAAGUGCCAAUGCCAAGUUCUGUGACCCGGUUGGGGAGGGCAACGGCGGUUAUAGACGUGCAGAUGGUCCAGGUGAAUGCCACUCAUCUCAGAUUUGGGAUCGAGGGAACCAUAAAGGUGAGCGUGGCCGAAGGACUGCCUUAUUUCCCAUUUAGGCAAGAGACAGUGAUUCCCCCAACCCUCAUUGAUGUUCCGCCCUGCGGCAGCUCGAACCAAUCGUUGAUUCCAUAUCGAGAAAAGGGAAAAUGCACUUUUGUUCCACCAAAGAAAACAGGUACAACCAAGGCACCAGUUCCAACCACCCCUCCUGUGAUCAAGUCAGCUACCUACGGCAAGUCAUGUGAGCUUGGACUGCUUUACAAAUGCUCUGACAACGAAAUGUGUUCUGGAAUAGGCAACAGCAAGUCUAAAAAUGGUCAGUGUGUGUGUGACGCAGAAUCAUUUCUGAAUCCUAGGUCCGGCUACUGUGAGAAGAAAACUUCCAUAAUUGUGUCAACGCUAGCGCCAAAGAUAAUCACAUCUGCCGUACCAGGCGUUACCAUGGAGAACAAGUCAAAGGACAAACCUGAAGUAAAGAGUGCUGGUGGGAUCAGCAAAACAGGUGUCAUCAUUGCUGGUGUUGCUGGAACUCUGCUGCUGAUCGUUGUUGCAGUCAGCGUCAUCAUCUUCAUUGGGCGUCGUAAACGUAGGGCGAACUAUCGAGAUAGACACCAACUCCUAAGUGACGAUGAUGAUGAUGAUCCCAAUGUUGUUAUAUAAACUGGAACAGACAAUUUGAUUUUCUAUGUGAUAUGAAUAUUUUGUUGUUGUAUACAUGUAAAUGUGUAUGUGUAUGGCUAACAAACGGGCAGUCAGUUGGUGUCAAUUUGUCAGUCCUACAUGAUAAACACAAUGACAUGGAAAAUGUUAUAACUUUUUAUUUUGCAUAUGAGAUUGAAAGAUCAAUCCCUGGCCAUUUAUGAUCUGGGCUGUAUUCAAUGACCCCCUUAGAUUUCACUUAAUUACAAGAUUAGAAUCCAAAGAGUUUUGAUUGGACUGUAAAAAUAACUGGCCAAUAAACUUGGAUGGAAACACUGAGGUGUAUCUGAGGACAAUGAUCAGUAGACUUCAUAUUCAUUACACACUUGGUAUUAAUCCUGAGUGUUUUCAUUGGCUAAUUUGUUAAUCUUAUGGUCCAAUCAAAACAGCCAAAAUUCAUUUAAUAAGUUGAAUCUAAGAUGGUUAUCAAAUACGGCCUCUUUACUUUUUAUUUACCGAAUUACUUUCAUCAAGAAUGUGCAGUUUUUUUGCAAUUGUUGUUUUGUUUGUUAAUAUUAAUUUUGUUUAUUAGGAUAAGUGUACAAAUACUCAUUUAACAUUUUUUUUUGACUGGAGCUUGUCUGUAAAGAUUUAAAGUAAACUUCAAAUAUAUAAUGUGCAGGCUGCAUUUACUUACUAGUUAGAUUUUUGUUUAGUGUUAAUAAGUUCCAUAUUUAGUGUACGCUGUUAGUUUUUAUUUUGCUGAUUUUGUUUUUGGGAAAAUGAUGUUAUUGGAAAAAGGCAAAACAAACAUAAGUUUGUGGCUCCUGUAAAAUGCUGACAAUUUUCAAGACUAUUUAGGUGGCGGAAACAAUUUAUUUUGUAAAAUAAUUUUAUUGUGCAAAAAGAGUGUAUGUUGUUGUAAUGUUUACAUACACAAACAUUCUGACCAUAAUGCUGCUAAUGCUGCCAAAAAAGUAAAGGAAUACAAUUAAACUGUAUCACCCUACACAAAUUAAAGUGCCACAUCGAUAAUAUUUCUUAUCAUAAUAAAUAAAAUCAAAAUAAAAUCAAAAUACUAUUUUUACCCAAAGAAUGAUUAAUUUGGGAAUUAAGAAUAGUGGGGGUCAGGUUAUCAUAAACAUACCAUCUUUUAAGUUUGGCCAAACAUACCUGGUACAUGAUUAAAUAAAAUACAUAUGCCCCGGUACAUGAUAUUUUUCACUGUACCUGUAUAUUGAAAUGCCUUUUGAGUGAAAUCCAUCUUUGCUUUCUAUCAUAUUGUUAUCAUGUUUGGUUUUGGAUGUUUUUUAUAUUCUUUUUCUUUGAACAAAGUUACUUUGUAGAUACAAAUAGUGUAAAGUUAACUUGAAUUGCUCAUUUUAGGCUUACAAGUGUAGCAAGUGUAUGUCAUCUGAGCAAUAAUGCAAUAUUACAUAUUUCAUAUAUUCCAUGCGUAAUGUUCUUAUUUGUUUUCAGAACCUAAGGACCUGAAUUGACUUAGUUCAGGAAUGACAAAGUUCAGGAGUGACCCUGAAAUCAGGAUGUAGAAGGUUUCAAUUUCAGGCACUUGUAGGGGUUCUUUUGCUGGAAACUUGCAUUACCUUGAAAGUUGAAACAAUUCACUCUGGGAACAAUUUAAAAAGGGCUCCAAGCCCCUAACUUGAAUCAAUCAAAUUAAAACUAAAUUUUUGUGAUAUUUGAUCUUUGUAUAAAAUUUGUUUUGUCUUACUUGCCUAUGUUUCACGUUCUAUUCACAUUUUAUCUGUGUUGAUGGCCAAUUGGUCUGCAUAUUAGAAUCAGGAUCAGAGGAUCGUGGGUUCAAUCCACUUGUAGAGCUUUGUUAAUGUUUACUACUGGUUAUCACCAAGGAAUGGUAAAUGGUUCUUCAUGUACAUAACUGAUUGAAAAACAACAACAUUGUCACAUUUAAUGCAAGAACUCAAUAUCUGCUUAUAUCUCUAUAUGCAUUUAUAUGAGUUAUUGCACUAAGCAAUGAUUACUGUACAUAUUGUUUGUUGCUUAAAAUCUCUGUGUAUAUAUUCAUGCCGUGAUGUAAAACAAAAUUUUGUUGUCCUUAACUUUACAAAUCUUAGAAAUCUCACUUUCUUUAUGUGCUUGUUGUUAUGGUAUAAAAAAAAUUCUCAUUUUCACUGAUUGCAGAUCUGAGUGAAAACCAAUGCUGGAAAUUUGGGCUUUAUACAAUCAUGUGUUAUGAUGUGUGUAUUUUGUUUAGAACGAUUAAAUGUUUUGAGACCAGUAUAAAUUGGUCUAAAGAUAAUAAAUCCCUUAAUUGUAAGUUUAAAAAUAACUGUUACCAUGGCCAUAUGUUAACUCACAAACUGUUAAAAAUAUUAACAUGAACCUUUGUACAAAUGUUACCACGGUGCUCUUGUUUCUUUUGUUUUCCCCUAUUGUUUGCAUGCAAUUGUCAUGUGUGUUUGAAUUAAACUAAUAUAUUAAUUCGCUCAUUAUUUCAGCUGAAUCUCAACUUGUAUACACUCUUCAUCAGUCAUAAUUAUAAUUUUGUUAAUAUUUGUCAUGUUAAAAUAUGUUUUUGUGUCAUAUGUCCAACUAUUUAAUAUGUAUCUAAUACCAAUGACUUGCUGCUGAGAUCUACUCUGGACUCGGCAUUGUUACGUAUGUUUUCCUUGAACUUACCUUUACUUUAGAAUUGCAUAAUUAUUAUUAAGGCUACAAUUAAAUAAUACUUUUUGAUGUGGUGGUUAGGUAGGUAGCUUGAUUUUUUAACUUCCUGACCCCUUAAUGCUGUUAAGAUUUUAAGCUUUAUACAGGCACAUGUAUGCUUUAUUUAAGAACGCUUUAUUUAUAAUGUAUUGACACAAGUUUAAAAAUGAUUUGUAACAUUAUUAUCAACAUAUCAUUUUUAUAAUCAAAUCAUAUUACUAUCCAAGUUGACUCAUGAUUUUAUUUUUUAUUUUAUUUUACAUUAAUAUUUCUAGUUAAGUACUUUUUUCAAGCUGAUGUGAGGCCAAAGUGAGCAAAUAGUUUGUUUAAUUGUACACAUCUGACAUUACUGGUUGUGGGUAGUUAAUUUUUUGUUGCUGUUUUUUUCAUUCUUUUUAAAUCCCUUAAAUCCUUGAUAAAAAUUGACCAGGAAACCGUUUUGGUCACAGGUAUGGGUGUAAGUCUGUUUAUUUAUUGAGUCCUAAGUACAAGAAUUAGAAAGUUUCUUCCUGUUCAAAAGGAAUUCUGUAUUUUUUUUAAUUUUGAAAUUUUCACUCCUGUUUUGUAUUUUUUUUUAAAUUUUGAAAUUGUCACUUCUGUUUUGUUUGAAUGAUUUGUAUGUUGCUGAAACCAAACUGUUUUCUUCAUUUUAUGUAUGUGUUCCACUUAUCACUUUUGCACCUUUAUUCUGUGUUGUUCCGAAUGUUGGAAAUAUUUCUCAACAUACUUUUACCUCCACUGUUUUUGAAAGGGAUUGUGAUAGCCAUGGUGAAGUCAGCCUCUGAGUGUAAAAACUGUAACCUUGGCAACAGCUAGCACCAAAAUCGCGAAUAAAAAUCACAUGAAACUUUGUAUAUAUGCUGCAGAACACAUGCACAAGUUUAAGAAAAGCCAUAACUUUGGCCAGCUAUAACUUUGGCCUUAAUGAUUGUUGAGUUAGGUCCCUUUUGCAUGAAAAACUCCAACAGAUAAGCGGUGGCAUUCGCUGGAGGUGUUCUUCUAGCCACAAUAAUGCGCGUUUUGGGAACUUUUUUAACAUUUAGAUAUUCAUUUUGUUCCCUAAACGUAGAGUCGCCAAAUUAAAAAGCGUCAAAGACUCGCAAGCGGCUGUUUAUAUGGACUAGUGUUCUUGAAUCUCCAACCUAUCAUGUUCUGUUACAUACGUUUGCAUGUUGUUAAUGUUAUACUUUAUUUCAAUAAACAGAAAACCAAAUAA
Messenger RNA from Mya arenaria, 5184 nucleotides. RefSeq lists its product as uncharacterized. NCBI's taxonomy places the organism in Eukaryota, Metazoa, Mollusca, Bivalvia, Myida, Myidae. The record is from RefSeq and is a predicted model, not a curated record. The transcript is spliced from 10 exons. The coding region runs from base 189 to 1301 and encodes 370 amino acids.